ACAAUGACGAAGGCUUCAAAUGAUCAGAGGAACCUAAAGAAGACUGCCACAACGAAAAGCUAACCAUCACCAACGCCUCCGCAGAGCCUUUCUAUGUCUUUCUCGCUGUUUCUGUCUUACCUUAACAGUGCAUCACUCCUUUAUUCACUUGUGCAUACCGACACGUGUGUACAGCCCAGCUCACAGAGUUCAACUGUCCUGCAGACCUUGAGUUAGCUCUGAGAGUUUUCAGAUGCUUUGACUGUCCUGUAACCGCUGCAGUCUUGCUGGUCGAGGGUACUUCAGCCAUUUGCAAAAGCCACCCAAACACAACACAUGGCUGAUCAUACAUCAUCCCAGAACUCUGAGUCUCUCUCCUAUGCUCCUAUGUUCCGACCUGAGACAGAAGGUCAAAGGUCAAACCACAAUUUUUACCAGCAAGGUUCAAUGAGUGGGCUGAGCCAGUUUGAGGUCUCCAACCAUCUGCCAUGUGAAACCAGUGAUGGCACCGGGAGCACUAUGAAUGGAAUAGAUCAGUCAGGGAAUGCAUCUUACUGGGGGAAUAUGUCCCCAGUCUCCUCUGUGGGACUGAACAGGAACAAGGCACAGUCUGGAGUGUAUGAGAAUGACUGGAGUUCUCACUGCCACCAGCAGGAGGCAACAGAGAGUUAUGAAACAACAGAGCAUCAGCAACAGAAACUGGAUUCUUUCUCCGAGGCGUUUUACAAUCGAAGCACCUCACGAGUGCUGGGUGGAGGAGAUCAGAGUGGGUUCAGCACUCCUUCAAACAACUCUACUCCUCCUUCACAUGCACUCCCCUUCCCUCUUGUUCUCAGCCCACCUCCAACGCCUCUGCCUCCCUCCACCUUUUCUCCUCCCAAACGACCUCAGCACUUCCUCUCUGGGCAGAUCCUGAGCCAAUCGCAGAUGCUUACACCAACAGAUGGGUCACUGCAGUUCUUUCCUUCUCUACCCUCCCCUUCCACUGGCAGGUUUAGUUACCCCAUUUGGCUCCAGCUGCCAGUAGAAGGCAACGAGGGUGUUGACAUAACCCAGCACCUUCCACAAGAUUCUAGCCCUUCCCCAGGUUAUUCAGACCAUGCAGAACUCCAUAUGAGACAAAUAAACUCGCCACCGAAAGGUUCAGAUUGUACACUGCAGAUGUCCCUCAGCUCUGCACUGGCUCAGCAUCAUCAUCCACAGACCUGUGUACAGCUCCAGCUGGGUCAUGAGCCUGGGACAUCUGAAGAUCACAUGACAUGGCAUCAGUUGGGGCAAUUAUCCCAUUCAUUUGGACCUCUUCACCAGUCCAGCAUCAAUGGGCAGGAAUCAGUGCCAGGAGAAGGGUCAAGAUUCACUUGCAGGCUUAACUUCAGUCCUGGAUCCUUGGAUAAACCUCUGGGGUCUUUCAGUACACAGAACAUUCCUAAAGCCGUAUACACUGGAGUCCCUUUCAACAGUGUGAUCCAGUUGGGUAGGGAGCUCAUUGAGAACUGGGAAGGAACUAUGUCUCACUAUACGCCACCCCCAGUGCUGAACCCCACCCGCAGUGGCACAGGACUCUUCUGCAACCUUCUGUCUCCACUAGCAGUGGAAAACAGAGCACAGUGGACUGAAGAGAGGAAAGAUGAUUGCUCCAAUGGGUGUAUAAAUAUAGGCCCAGAGUUUCAAGCUGAGCUGCCUGAUCUGAUGAAAGGAGGAGAGCAUAGGGUGUGGCCAGAAGAAUCAUUCAGGGAGGAGAUGUUAUGGAAACCUUGGGUGGAAUUGGAGGAGAAUGACACACUUUUAGAGCAUGUGGAGAAUCUUCUAGACCUGAGUGCUUCCAGUGUUCUACCAGGAGGAGGUGCCAAUUUGGAGCUUGCUCUUCACAGCCUCUCUCGUUGCCAGGGAAACAUUCUGGCAGCACUGGAGAUGCUGUUGUUUUCAAACUCUGUUCCAUCAGAAGACUACCACUACUCUGGCACUGAUAUGUGGUCUUUGAGUGAACAAAGACUGUUCCAUAAAGCAUUUACAAUCUAUGGAAAAGAUUUCUCCUUCAUUCACAAAAUGGUGAGGACAAAGCAGGUGUCACAGUGUGUAGAAUUCUACUACAACUCCCUGAGACUUUCAAAAAAGCAAAGGAAGCAGAGUGAGAGAGAAAAGGAAAGUUUGAAGGAAGAGAGAAAUUUAGCAGCCAUCAGUCAGGUUUCUCCAGCUCCAAAUAUGUUGGUUAACCAAGCCAGUAUUGAGAGACUGAUGCAUACCCAACCACUUCCCACAAGCUUCCCCUGUAAACAGUGUGGAAAGAUGUUUUACAAGAUCAAAAGCAGAAACGCCCACAUGAAGAUCCAUCGGCAACAGCAAGAGGACUGGAGAGAAAAACUGCACAUACACCCAAACCAGCACCACAAUCUUAAUCCCACCAGAGCACUGGCUCAUCCGAACCAGCAAAUACUAGCCCAGACCCACCAUCAGAACCACAUCCUGUCCCAAAGUCUUAUUCAGAAUCUGGUCCAGUCACAGGCCCAGUUGGCUUGUCUUCAAAGCACACAGACUCAGAGUACAUGCCCAAGCAGUAGUACCAGUUGCAUGAAUCCCACACAAAAUCCACAGAUUGUGCCAAAAGCACCACCCUUACCACUUUACACUGGACAUCAGCAGACAUGGGGCUCCCUGCACAGUGUAGAGACAGGAGGCCUGUUCUAUAACUGAGGCUGAACUCUGAUAAAUGGGCUCCAAACUCCACUCAUGGAAAAAUCCAUCGGCAAAUGUCCAAUAACUGAUCUUCUAGUCUAAAUCUGACUUGUAUAUUAUUUGUUUGAAGUCUUCAAAUACAGUACCAAAUAUAAUUAAAAUA
Messenger RNA from Xyrauchen texanus (razorback sucker), 2815 nucleotides. RefSeq lists its product as uncharacterized. The transcript is spliced from 12 exons. Gene Ontology annotation, biological process: regulation of transcription by RNA polymerase II; negative regulation of DNA-templated transcription. The record is from RefSeq and is a predicted model, not a curated record. Lineage: Eukaryota; Metazoa; Chordata; Actinopteri; Cypriniformes; Catostomidae. Gene Ontology annotation, molecular function: transcription corepressor activity. The coding region runs from base 316 to 2670 and encodes 784 amino acids. Gene Ontology annotation, cellular component: transcription regulator complex; histone deacetylase complex.